Messenger RNA from Trichoplax adhaerens, 822 nucleotides. RefSeq lists its product as uncharacterized. Lineage: Eukaryota; Metazoa; Placozoa; Uniplacotomia; Trichoplacea; Trichoplacidae. The coding region runs from base 1 to 822 and encodes 273 amino acids. The transcript has a single exon. The record is from RefSeq and is a predicted model, not a curated record.
AUGGAGUCUUUAGUGCACCAGUUGCGUGCUGCUGUGAAGUUAUGUCUAGGACACGAUUUUUGUCGCAUUGAUGGAAAAGAUGAACGUUUCUGGUUGGAUUUACACCUUAAAGUUACUAACAGUGUGUUACGCCAAAGAGAGAAAGACGAAUAUUAUUGGCAAGGGCUACAUAAGCUAGUUAACGAGAUGAAGAAUUAUAAAGUAGACGAGAAAAUGAUGCAUUUAAAAGAGGAAGAAAUGGAUCCUAACAAGUUUUCUGAUCAACAUUUAAAUUUGAAUGAGAAAGAUUCAUAUAUUUAUCAGCAUUACCGUUGUUUAGUUGAUCAGGUUUUGCAAAUUAUGAUGGAUGAGUCCAAUAGAACUUAUCACUUUUACCGAUUCGGAUCGCUUCAGCUUUUGCGUGUGUUUUCUUCAAGAGAUGUACCGUAUGAAUUAGUUAUAGAACCUAUUGGUUUCGGACUAUUAGACGCUAUUGAUCGCCCAUCUUAUUUGGUAAAAUCAUUUUAUAAGAUUACGGGCUUUACACUUGACUUAUUCUCUAUACAUUAUAAGAAAGAUUGUACGAAUUGCUUUACCAAUCUUAAUUUGCAAAACUGUGAACUGAAACCAUUUUCAAGUCCUGAAGAAAUAAUUCACUUACAGAAAUUUGGUGAAUACUGUAAAAUCUUAAUUACCGAUGGUCAUAUCGCAGCUUUAUACUUGAUAGUUUACUUUUAUGACCGUUACUAUUUCAUGUCGAACUUUCGUUACUGUAUCGGAACAAAAGCGAUCAUCGUUAAACCAGAUUUAUUAGAUGAUUUUGUAAUUGGAGAGCAUCGAUAA